GUCCCCGGGUAGAGGUGCGUUUGCAGGAGUAUGUGUGUGUGUGUGUGUGUGUGUGUGUUUGUGGAGAGAGGCCCUUCCCUCCCCAGUUCCUGCAGCCUCGGCUCCCAAGGAGGGAGACCCCUGCGAGAAGCCGUGGGGGAGGGAAGGGCGCUCUGCGGCGGAAUGAAGUGGUCCUCGGCGUUCCUGCGUAGAGCCCAAUAUGGGUGUCCCUUGUUUAGGGCCGUUACCGAGUGUCCGGGUCGGUUCUUGAGGGUAUUUGGAGACGGGAUGCAUGGGUCACAUAGACAAGCCUCGAGAAUGGGAGCCGUUACAUUUUUGCACUGCCUGGUAACAAGGGAUCUUCUGCAGAAAUAGCGCUGGAAGCUAGAGUGAGGCCUGAGUACUGCCUUGGCCUAGGAUGGCUAGAGAAUUAAGUGAAAGCACAGCCCUGGAUGCCCAGUCUACAGAAGACCAGAUGGAGCUUCUGGUCAUAAAGGUGGAGGAAGAAGAAGCCGGUUUUCCCAGUAGCCCAGAUCUGGGUUCUGAGGGCUCCCGCGAGCGCUUCCGAGGCUUCCGCUACCCGGAGGCUGCAGGCCCCCGCGAGGCGCUGAGUCGGCUCCGAGAGCUCUGCCGACAGUGGCUGCAGCCUGAGAUGCACAGCAAGGAGCAGAUCCUGGAGCUGCUGGUGCUGGAGCAGUUCCUGACCAUCCUGCCGGGGAAUCUGCAGAGCUGGGUGCGGGAGCAGCAUCCAGAGAGCGGGGAGGAGGUGGUGGUGCUAUUGGAGUAUUUGGAGAGGCAGCUGGAUGAGCCGGCGCCGCAGGUAGAAAGAACAGGUUUAGUAUCUGAGCGCUGUGGCCUGUUUCCUCCUGAAAUCCCAGAUCAGAGUGAGGGGCAUUCCUUUAACAUCCAGGAGUUCUUCAUCUCUUUUUUGUACCGUGAACCUCCUUGGCAGUAAGGUGAAGUCCCUGGACUCCUUCUCAGAAUAAUUUUUUUUUUAAAAUACAUAAACCAUAAAGGAUUACAAAAGAACGCAGUCAUAUCAACAUACAGUUUGCAAAGUAUUAACUUUGUAUUAAAGUCAUACUUUUUUUUAUUAGUACACUAAAUAAUAAAACCUACGGACAGGGCUUAUAACUGGCAAUUACAAAGCAGUGAUAAGUAUCUCUUUGCUUGGUUGUAAUGUGAUGUAAAAACAUCUGCAGGUUCUAUUGGUGACAAAGUCGUGGGUACUGCUUAUGCUACAUUGAUUUGUUGCUUCCAUUCAUAAUUGGAAGGAAAUGCUAACUUUCUCUUAAAGACUAGUUAAAAAUAAGAUUAGCUUUUGUCCUGUUCAAGUUCAUGGACUACGUGGGAAGGAGUUCAUGGACCACUGGUUAUGAACCUCUGGUAGAAAAUGGGCCGACUUUUACCUCCAUGUUCUUCCCUGUUUUAUGAGACUGUGUCCUCUUUGCAUCAUCCUGUGUCCCUGUGCACACACCCUCAGAGGACCUGUGUGGCCAGAGCCUUCUAAAUGGUUUCAGGUGUUGACCAGGGGCAAGAACUGCUCUGUUGCAAGAUGGCACUAUUGACACCAGCCCCAGGGUCACAAAGUAGCCAAUUUCAGCUAAUGAAGGCUCUGCUCAAGCAUGAAUCUGUGGGAUCCCAGCCUUUACAAGAUAGAGUUCUCCAGGUCCCCGUGCUUGCCCAUGGAGGAUGCUGCAGAGAAGAUAAAGUGGUAGCUUCUAGGCUUACUCCAGAGUCCCAGGGGUUGUUGAAAGUGGAAGAUGUGGCCCUGACCCUCACCCCUGAAUGGACACAGCAGGAUUCAUCUCAGGGGAAUCUCUGUAGAGAUGAAAAGCAGGAGAACCAUGGCAGCCUGGUCUCCCUGGGUGAUGAAAAACAGACUAAGAGCAGGGACUUGCCUCCAGCUGAGGAGCUUCCAGAAAAGGAGCAUGGGAAGAUAUCGUGCCACCUGAGAGAAGACAUUGCCCAGAUUCCUACAUGUGCAGAAGCUGGUGAACAGGAGGGCAGGCUACAAAGAAAGCAGAAAAAUGCCACAGGAGGGAGGCGGCACAUCUGCCAUGAAUGUGGAAAGAGUUUUGCUCAAAGCUCAGGCCUGAGUAAACACAGGAGAAUCCACACUGGUGAGAAACCCUACGAAUGUGAAGAGUGUGGCAAAGCCUUCAUUGGGAGCUCUGCCCUUGUCAUUCAUCAGAGAGUCCACACUGGUGAGAAGCCAUAUGAGUGUGAAGAAUGUGGUAAGGCCUUCAGUCAUAGCUCAGACCUUAUCAAGCAUCAGAGAACCCACACUGGGGAGAAGCCCUAUGAGUGUGAUGACUGUGGGAAGACCUUCAGCCAGAGCUGCAGCCUCCUUGAACAUCACAGAAUCCACACUGGGGAGAAGCCGUAUCAGUGCAGUAUGUGUGGCAAAGCCUUUAGGCGAAGUUCACAUCUCCUGAGACAUCAGAGGAUCCAUACUGGGGAUAAAAAUGUUCAGGAACCUGAGCAGGGAGAGGCCUGGAAAAGUAGGAUGGAAAGCCAGUUGGAAAAUGUUGAAACUCCCAUGUCUUAUAAAUGUAAUGAGUGUGAAAGAAGUUUCACUCAGAAUACAGGCCUCAUUGAACAUCAAAAAAUCCACACUGGUGAGAAACCCUAUCAGUGUAAUGCGUGUGGAAAAGGCUUCACCCGAAUUUCAUACCUUGUUCAACAUCAGAGAAGCCAUGUAGGGAAAAACAUCCUAUCACAGUGACCCAUGCCAUACAUGCCAGAGUUGGUGCUCAUUUGUCACUGAUCUGAAGCCACUCCCCCUGGAGUCUCAACUAUAGAAAUUGUGGGCUGGGCUUUAUUUACCACUACACAUUAUCAGGUGUUAGAAAAUGUAGACUGGGUUAGACAAAUUAUCUUCUAAGUUCUAGAAGGGGUUUGUAAUCAAAACAUAUUUGAUAGGAGGCUACGGGAGAGUUGUCUAGAAGAGGUAAGACCUGAAACUGUUUGUUCUCUCCCACUAGAAUUAAAUGGAUGUUUAGACUGGCUACUUGCCCUAAACCAGCACUUGGUGAUGUCUACUGGGUGGAUGGUUGUGAUUUGGGGGCUGCUUCUCUGACCAUUCUUUUUGACUGUAAUGAAUCCUCCACAGUUGGUCAGAUUCAUAAAGUCUUAUAUCCCCCUCUGUGCCUUUUCUGCAGGUGCUAAUAAAUGUUUAUUGAAUGUACCAGUGAGAUUACCUUCAUAGAUCUGAAAAUCUGAUGUUAUCCAGGUUUCUGAAGAACUUCUCGCCAAGGCCAUUUGUGCUUGUGUCCAAUUCUCUGACCUAGAUUGUGACUCAAUCUAGUGUGUUUCUUACCAAGUACAUAGGCAGAGCAGGGUUACUGUGAUUGAAAGAAUCCAUUUUUUUUUUGGAGACGUAGUCUUGCUCUGUCGCCCAGGCUGGAGUGCAGUGGCACAAUCUUGGCUCACUGCAACCUCCACCUCCUGGGUUCAAGCGAUUCUCCUGCCUCAGCCUCCUGAGUAGCUGGGAUUACAGGUGUGUGCCACCAUGCCCGGCUAAUUUUUUAUGUUUUUAGUAGAGACGGGAUUUUACCGUGUUAGCCAGGAUGGUCUCGAUCUCCUAACCUCAUGAUCCUCCUGCCUCAGCCUACCAAAGUGCUGGGAUUACAGGCAUGAGCCACCAUGCCCGGCCAAGAAUCCAUAUUUCUUUACCAGACUAGGAAUUCUAUUCUAGUGCAAAUGCCUUAAAAAGCUUAUCACUAAAUCAUUACGAAUGUGUGCCAUCCGUGGAAUUGCUUUUUUUUUUUUUUUUUUGUAAAUAUGAGGUCUCACUAUGUUGCCCAGGCUGGUCUCGAAAUCCUGGGCAAUCCUCCUGCCUCACCCUCUCAAGUACUGGAAUUACAGGCGUGAGCCACCAUACCCAGCCCAAAUUUCACUCUUUAAUGUUUUCCUGUUGCUAUUCUUUAAGGAAAAAACUUUCCUAUUCAGACAGUGUGAAAAUCAGUCAUCAAGUCAGAAUAAAAUGAUGAAUAUUCUAAUGCUCAGUAUCUUAGUUCUCUCGGGCCUAACCAAUGCCUCCUAAAACAAUAGAUACUAUCCUGCCCCACCCUACCACCCAACACACACUGUAUAGUAAACUGCAUCAAAACUUAUUCCUGCUAAGUUCAUACUUUCUCCAGCUCAAUGGAUUCACACCAAAUUUUUUUUUUUUUUUUUAGACGGAGUCUUCUCUGUCACCCAGGCUGGAGUGCAGUGGCGCGAUCUCGGCUCACUGCAAGCUCCGCCUCCCAGGUUCCUGCCAUUCUCCUGCCUCAGCCUCCCGAGUAGCUGGGACUAUAGGCGUCCGCCUCCACGCCGGGCUAUUUUUUUUUUUUAUUUUAUACUUUAAGUUCUAGGGUACAUGUGCACAACGUGCAGGUUUGUUACAUAUGUAUACAUGUGCCAUGUUGGUGUGCUGCACCCAUUAACUCGUCAUUUACAUUGGGUGUAUCUCCUAAUGCUUUCCCUCCCCCCACCCCACAACAGGCCCCAGUGUGUGAUGUUCCCCUUCCUGUGUCCAAGUGUUCUCCUUAUUCAAUUCCCACCUAUGAGUGAGAAUAUGCCGUGUUUGAUUUUUUGUUCUUGGCGAUAGUUUGCUGAGAAUGAUGAGACGAGGUUUCACUGUGUUAGCCAGGAUGCUCUCGAUCUCCUGACCUCGUGAUCCACCUGUCUCGGCCUCCCAAAAUGCUGGGAUUACAGGCGUGAGCCACCGCGCCCGGCCCAAGUAUCACUUAUGGUUUCAGAACGCCAUUAUUAGUGUCUGACUGUCUUGGUCUUCUUAUACAUUGAUUCCCAAAUCACGUGUGGUAACAGCAUCUCAAUUUUUCAUGAUGACGGUUUGAACCAUUAAUUUAAUUCCUCAGGCUAUCUACUUUUUUGUUAAACAUACUGUGUAGACCAUCUUUUUUUUUUCCCAUCAUGAUAGUCAAAAUUUUAGUCUGUGUAUUCAAGUGAGAAAAUUUUUAGUCAGCAUUAUACAAGUAGUAUUUAUUAUGUAUACAUUCAGUGGAGUUGUUUCUACAAAAGUAUUUCGGAAUGACUAUUCUGCUGCAAACUUUUGUGUAAGCGCUUCACCUUAUUCCUACAAUAAGGAGAAGUGCACUAACAAAAUGAACAAUGCAGCAAGGGCUUCAGUCGCAGCUCAGGUCUUAUCAAACACCAGAGAACCCUCAAUGGGAGAAGCCUUAUGAGUGUGACAACUGUGGAAAGACAGUUCCUUUUUUGUUAGUAUCACUUCUACUUAUUGUAGAAAUAUGCUUUCAUUAUUGCAUCUACUCACAUUUCUCACUCGGUUUCUGGCACCAGCAAUCUCUUCCAUAUUUAUAAUAUCAGUCAAAAACUCUGGAAUUCAAAUAUAACAAGACUUUUCUGGUCACCUUUGAUAGUUAAUGACUUGGGCAUUGUGAUAUAUUAUCUCCUGCUGUAUGUAUUUUGUUUAGUAGAAAUUGAAUCAUUAUCCACAAUCCUUUAUAGAACUAUCCAAGUCCCUGUUUUUAUGCUAGUUUCCAAGGCUUGGUCCUUCAAGGUUUUCAGGGAUCUAGGGGACACAAAUCUAACAAAUCCUAAUGUAUAUUAUUUGUAUUAUAGUAAUAAACCAUAUGGUUACUUUG
Molecule: messenger RNA, 5594 nt
Organism: Homo sapiens (human)
Lineage: Eukaryota; Metazoa; Chordata; Mammalia; Primates; Hominidae
Gene: ZKSCAN3
Product: zinc finger with KRAB and SCAN domains 3
Exons: 6
Coding region: 1490-2707 (405 amino acids)
Biological process (GO): regulation of DNA-templated transcription
Cellular component (GO): cytoplasm; nucleoplasm; nucleus
Source: RefSeq, a predicted model, not a curated record